Molecule: messenger RNA, 1773 nt
Organism: Lachancea lanzarotensis
Lineage: Eukaryota; Fungi; Ascomycota; Saccharomycetes; Saccharomycetales; Saccharomycetaceae
Product: LALA0S08e00408g1_1
Exons: 1
Coding region: 1-1773 (590 amino acids)
Biological process (GO): positive regulation of transcription by RNA polymerase II
Cellular component (GO): nucleus
Molecular function (GO): transcription cis-regulatory region binding; zinc ion binding; DNA-binding transcription factor activity, RNA polymerase II-specific
Source: RefSeq, a predicted model, not a curated record
AUGGGUUGGAAGGGUAGAACAUGCAGGUCGUGUGAAUCGCAAGGCUUACGCUGCGACUACAAGAAACCAAAGUGCACCCAAUGUCAUGAAAAUAGUAUCAAAUGCUCGUAUCCACUCACUUUGAAAUGGGGUGGACGGCCUUACAAGGACAAGAAUAAACGGAUCAACCUCCCACCCAACACGAAGAUGGUAGAAGGUGUUCUUAUGGCCGAUCUCUCUAUUAAGAAAGUUGUCAAACCUAAGAAAGAACGCAUUGAGAAAAAGUUAAUCACUUUAGACCAUACAGACCCUACAAUAGAAAGCUUCUUUGAAGGUCCGCUCACAAGUCCAAAUAUUCUUUGGGAAGGAGAUGGAAUCGAUGAGAAACUUCUGGAAGGCGGUUCGUUGCUCAGCGCGAAUGACGAAAACUCUUUUUUCGCACCAGUUCUGCCUCCGCCCUCGAGGGUCUUAAAACCAAUGCAUAUGCCAGGGUUGGAUCUGCUCAACAAGUCGCUUCAGCAUUCGGAAUUUUUCGAAUAUUAUGUGCAGGAAACUGCGAUUUCUUUCGUGGCAUCCAGUAAAGCUGAUAACAGCAAUCCUUUCUCUACAAUUGUGCCACGACUGGCGCUUCAUAGUCCCACUUUGAUGAAAAUUGUCAUGGCGUUUGGUGGAAUGCACAGGGCGAAACGACAGUUUUUGUUUAAGCGGCAACAAGUGUUUUCGCUGGAUGACGAGUCCAAUCAGGUUUUUGCCGGUGAGGGAACCUCGGAACCCUUGAUUAAAGAAUUGGAGCACCAGGGCGUCAAUGAGCUAAUCAAAGAGCUUUCCAGCUCUCACAGAACUCUCGAUGAUCUGCUAUUAGCUAGUGUUCUCUUACUGGCAAGUCUGUACAUUUUUUUCGGCAAGGGCAAAAAGUGGCAUGUACACAUGGCGGGGGCAGAGGGCAUUAUACUGCAGGAGUUUAAGCCGGGUUCAAAAGUCGAGCAAAACUAUCUGAAAUACAGCACACAAAAAGAUCCCCAUCAUUUUCUGCGAAGGUGGUUCGUAUACAUCAAAGUCAUGGGCUACCUUUCAGCAGGGCGUUUCUCACGCACCGAUGAGCAGAUGGUUUCUCCUCUCCGCAUCGAUUUCGAUGUUGCACAAGGCUCAGAAGAGUCCCAGGUUGUCGACGAUAUGCUUUCUGCCAACGGAAUGGACUUGACAGUUAUGUCAUUUUUGGCCGAAAUUUCUAGACUUAUCGUGCAGAAAGAAACCUCAUCCGUUCAAGGACCACAGUCGGCGAUCUUUGAGGCGGCCAUGGAGUUGGACUAUAAAAUCUCCAAGCGUUUGGAGAUGGACCGCGUUUUAAUGGUCGGUAACAGAAGUGUCAGCCAAAAAAACAGUGGUCGCGACAGUGGUCAAGAUCAGAAGUUAUUACUAAAUGCCAUAAAGCUGCUGUUUGAGAUGACGGGUCUGUUGCAGCUACGACGUAGAGUGCUCGGAUUUAGACAUGAGAGCUUUUUGGUGCGAGACUUACUGCUGAACAUGACAGAUAUGAUCGAAACGAAAUUUUUUGCCGUGAAAUACUCGGGCGCCUGCCUCCUUUUCAGUUGUUUUAGCUGCGGAUGUGAACUGAUAGAGGAAUGUCUCAUUCCGAGACGUGAAUCGUGUCUAGCUCAAAUCGAUUUACUCAUCGAGCUGGGGGUGGAAACGGCUAUACAGGCAAAAGCAGUUAUGCAAGAAUGUUGGCGCACGUCAAAGCCAUGGUGGGAAGUGUUACGGGAACAAAAUCAGGAUAUCUGUUUUGCGAUUUGA